Molecule: messenger RNA, 1533 nt
Organism: Letharia lupina
Lineage: Eukaryota; Fungi; Ascomycota; Lecanoromycetes; Lecanorales; Parmeliaceae
Exons: 1
Coding region: 1-1533 (510 amino acids)
Biological process (GO): proteolysis
Molecular function (GO): dipeptidyl-peptidase activity; serine-type exopeptidase activity
Source: RefSeq, a predicted model, not a curated record
AUGGAGCUAUCACUUGAGCGCAGACAGGAUGCCUCGCAGUACCCAGCGCAUACGAUUGAUAUGCCCAUUGAUCAUUUCCCAAAUAACCCACGUUAUGCCCCGCACACAAAUGCGACCUUCUCUCAGCGAUAUUAUUUCGACUCGACGUACUAUAAACCUGGCGGUCCAGUAUAUCUGUAUAUAGGAGGUGAAACGAGUGGGCCGAGCAGGUUCUCGAAUUUGGAGACCGGGAUCAUCCAGAUUUUGAUGAAUGCAACGAAUGGAUUGGGCGUCAUCCUAGAGAAUAGAUACUAUGGAGAAUCGUUUCCUUACAACACUUCGACUACAGACCAACUAGUCUACUUGACUACCGAGCAAACAAUCGCGGACAAUGCAUACUUCGCCACUCAUGCAACCUUCCCUGGCAUCAAAGGCAAUAUAUCGGCACCAAUUUCACCAUGGGUGUUGUACGGAGGAAGUCUGGCAGGAGCUCAGACUGCAUUCUCUGUCAAGCAAUACGGAGGCUUGCUAUACGGCGGCAUUGCUAGUAGCGCCGUAAUCCAUGCGGUGCUCGCCUAUCCUGAGUGGUACGCUCCAAUCCAGAAGUUCGCUCCCCAAGACUGUGUCACAAGUAUCAACAACAUCGUCGACAAGUUCGAUGCACUAGUUGCUGCAAACAACACUGAAGGUAUUAAAGAAUUCAAGGCAAUUUUCGGCCUUGAGGCGUUGGUAGACAACCGAGACUUCGCGAUGACAAUUGCUUUCCCAAUCGGUGGGCCCAUGAACUAUCCGACCAACACAUGGCAAGAGCUCAAUUGGAACUCGACAUAUGGUUCCCAGGAUUUCUUCCAUUUCUGCUCCAAUGUCACCAAUCUGGACGCCCCUGAAAACAUCACAGCGGUCGACACCGUGCUCAGUAAAUACAGUAAUGGCGAGGCUUGGAGCAACCUUGGUAACUACGCCCAAUACGUGAAACAAACACUCCUCCCACUCUGUGACGGUGUCCCGAUCGACAGCACGUCUUGCUUUGGCACCCAGAAUCAAACUUUCUAUGCCGAUACAACUAAUUCAGCAGCGCGCAGCUACCUUUACAGCACCUGCACCGAACAGGGCGCCUAUCAGGUCGCGCCCGCAACUGGACCUUCAUUGAUCUCCCGCGUCCUUCAGGUCAACUACACCCAGCAAUGGUGUGAAUGGGCUUUUCCCAAGGGGAAGUUCAAUUCCAUACCCAGCACGCCCAACUUGAAUUACUACAAUCAUUACGGAGGUUUCAAUUUCUCUGCGGAUCGUCUAGCCUUCAUUGACGGCAACAUCGACGUCUGGCUCGACGUCUGCUAUCACUCGAAUGACGCCCCAGCGCGCUAUUCUACAGAUCUUCAUCCUGAGUAUUUGAUUGCCGGCGCGGGCCAUCACUGGGAUAGCUACGGCAUUCUUGAUCUCGACGCGGAGCCACAGUUCAUCGAGCAGGCGCAUCUGUGGGAGAUCAGAACGGUGAGGAAGUGGCUGAGAAGCUUCAAGAGCUGGAAAUCGAACGUCAGACAUUCAGAGCUCUAG